UGUCUCCGGAUAUUCGCCAUGAAUAACCUUGAAGCCCUGGCCUCCAUUUCGAGGCUUAGUGAAAACGUAGUCCGCGUUCUUGGACAGAAUCCAGGCAAAUUCACGCUGCAGGGGACAAACACGUACAUAAUUGGCAGGAAACGGCCGUUUACGCUGGUCGACACUGGGGAAGGGCGGGUGGAGUACACCCCCUUGCUUGAAACUGCGUUGCAAGAUGCGGGUAAAGAAAGCGCGAGCGAUGAGCACGAAGUGGAUGUUUCGGACAUCAUUAUUUCCCAUUGGCAUGGAGAUCACGUUGGUGGACUGCCCGCCGUGCUUGGACUGCUUCGCCAACUAUGGAACGAGCGAAAUGGUGGUGCUCCAUUCAAACCUCCACGUCUUCACAAGUUCCCUUCUCUGCAAACCCCAAAUGCCCAUGACCAACUGCCUUCAAUCCUCGCGUCCCUUCCACCCGACUCCUACACCUCCUCGCCUGCGGGAAAUCCAUUCCACGAGCUAACUGACGGGCAAGCCCUCGUCAAUCUUCGCGUCUUGCACACUCCUGGCCAUACCACUGAUUCAAUCGCUCUUCACGUGCCCAGCGAUAAAGCCCUCUAUACUGCUGACACCGUCCUUGGCCAAGGAACCGCUGUUUUCGAAGACCUUGCCGCCUAUAUGCGCAGUCUCCAGCGAAUGUUGACGUUUGCGAGGGAGCAGGGUGCCGACAAGUUGUACCCUGGCCAUGGGCCCGUAGUUGUCCAAGGAAAGGAGCUUAUAGAGACCUAUAUAGCCCACCGCCAAGACCGCGAAAACCAGCUUUUAGAGCUGCUAAAGGAUGAGAAACCGUGGUCGACAUGGACGAUGGUCACAACACUCUACAAGUCGUAUCCAGAGUCGUUGUGGCUGCCCGCUGCGCAUAGUGUGGAUUUGCACAUGAAAAAACUCGAGGAAGAUGGUGCGGUACGGAAGUUAGGUGGAGAGGGUAAGGAUGCUGAGUGGCAGGUUGUUCAGACCAAGUAA
Messenger RNA from Mycena indigotica, 999 nucleotides. RefSeq names its product Metallo-beta-lactamase domain-containing protein. The transcript is spliced from 3 exons. Bases 19 to 999 code for a protein of 326 amino acids. Lineage: Eukaryota; Fungi; Basidiomycota; Agaricomycetes; Agaricales; Mycenaceae. The record is from RefSeq and is a predicted model, not a curated record. Gene Ontology annotation, biological process: secondary metabolite biosynthetic process.